Messenger RNA from Fusarium coffeatum, 5769 nucleotides. RefSeq lists its product as uncharacterized. The transcript has 7 exons. The coding region runs from base 1 to 5769 and encodes 1922 amino acids. The record is from RefSeq and is a predicted model, not a curated record. Gene Ontology annotation, molecular function: protein binding; catalytic activity. NCBI's taxonomy places the organism in Eukaryota, Fungi, Ascomycota, Sordariomycetes, Hypocreales, Nectriaceae. Gene Ontology annotation, biological process: nucleoside metabolic process.
AUGUCUAAUCCGAAUGACUACACCGUUGGAUGGAUAUGUGCGAUAACGACAGAGUACGUUGCUGCCCAGGAAUUUCUCGACGAAGAACAUGAGGGUCCCGGCUAUGUCUCUCCCAACGAUAACAACCAUUACACGCUGGGGCGCGUUGGGAGGCACAAUGUUGUUAUCGCUGUUCUGCCUGACAAUGAGUACGGAAAGUCUUCUGCUGCAGGCGUGGCAAAGUCCAUGAUGCAUAGCUUUCCUAAUGUUAGAAUCGGAUUGUUGGUCGGCAUCGGCGGAGGAGUGCCUGGUAAGCAUGACAUUCGUCUUGGGGAUGUUGUAGUAAGCUCUGGUACAAAUAAUGGCGGUGUGAUUGGGUAUGACAUUGGCAAAGACAUACAAGGACAAGACUUCAAGUUGACCGGAUUCUUGAACCAGCCACCAGUCCUCCUUCGGACAGCCAUGAGUGGCCUAAAAGCACGAUAUGAGCGCAAAGGGCACCAACUCUCCGAGACUGUCAAUACGGUUCUCAGCAAGAACAAACGGUUGAUCAAAAAGUACAAGCAGCCAGAAGCAUGUACCGCCGACAAACUCUUCAAAUCCGAAGUCACCCAUCACCUGGUCUGUGCGGCGGAGUGUCGUUAUGAUGAAUCGAAUUUGGUAUCACGACCCGAAAGAGAUGACCACGAAGAUAGUCCCGUCAUUCAUUACGGUCUUAUCGCCUCAGCCGACAAGCUAAUGAAGAACGCUUUAGCUCGGGAUAAGCUUUCAGAAGCGCAUGAUGUUUUGUGCUUCGAAAUGGAAGCAGCCGGGCUUAUGAACCACUUUCCCUGCCUGGUUAUUCGUGGCAUAUGUGACUACUCAGAUUCACACAAGAAUAAGCAGUGGCAGGGAUAUGCUGCGAUGGUGGCUGCGGCCUAUGCAAAGGACCUUCUUUAUCAGAUACCUCCGAACAGACUUGAAGCUGAAAGGAAGCUCAGCGACAUUCUAUCCGUAUUCCCAGAGGUUGCAAAGGAGCAUCGGGAUAUUUCGAAAGAGCACCGUGACAUUGCUGUUGAGCAACUCCAAGCCCAGAAAGACCUAGCCCAAAAUAGGCUAUCCGAGGAGCAACAAAGGUGCCACCAGGUGUUUCGCCUUACAAAUAGCAGCAAGGAUGCUACAUACGAAUGGUAUAAAGACCGAGUGGAAGAAAGGGUUGAAGAUACAUGUAUGUGGUUCCUCAAGCACAGGAACUUCCAGACAUGGUUGAAACAAGACUCUGGCCCAUUGCUAGUCUCAGCGGAUCCCGGCUGUGGAAAGUCGGUUCUAGCUAAGUACCUGAUAGACCACGGCCUACCGCGAUCAGCGAACAUUUGCUACUUCUUCUUCAAAGACCAAGAUCAGAACACCGUUAGGCAGGCUCUUUGUGCCUUACUUCACCAGCUCUUCUCACUAAAGCCAGCUCUGAUUGAACAUGCUAUGCCACAGUUCCUUAAAGAUGGGCAAGGUCUUGUUAAGUCUUCAGAAUCACUUUGGAAGAUCCUGCAAAGCUCUGUCGAGGACCCUCACACCGGAUCCGUGAUUAUAGUCCUCGAUGCCCUAGACGAAUGCGCCGAAUCGGACUUUGCGGAGCUUAUGCGAAAUGUGGAGAAACAAUUCCAUUACGGCCAGGCUGGGUAUGGCAAGUUGAAAUUUCUUCUGACAUGUCGUCCAUACAAUCAAAUCUUAUCCAGAUUCCACACCCUAUUGUAUGUGUUUCCGGAAAUACACAUACCUGGAGAGGAGGAGUCAGAAACCAUCGCUCAAGAGGUGAAUCAAGUUAUCAGAUACCGGGUCAAUCAGCUGGCGAUGAAGAAACGCUUCACAACCCAAAUCAAGGACCACCUAGAGAAGAAGCUACAGAAGGCAACUCAUCGAACAUACCUCUGGAUAUACCUUGUGUUUGACUAUUUGCAGAAACACGACUUUAAAAGAACAGUCAAGGGGAUCGAAGCCGUUAUCGCAAGACUUCCUACCAGUGUCAACGAAGCGUAUGAACAAAUCCUCGGUAAGGCCAGGAAGGAUCCGAUGGUUUUCAAAGUCUUAAGCAUCGUCUUAGCAGCGAGCCGACCACUGACCCUAUCGGAGAUGAACGUUGCUGUCAAUAUUGAUGACAAAUGCCAGUCUAUUGACGACCUCGACUUGGAGGACGAUGAAGACUUCAAGGCUCGUCUUAGAUCGUGGUGCGGAUUAUUUGUCUCCAUCCACCAAGGACACAUCUAUUUCAUUCAUCAAACAGCUCGUGAGUUUCUUCUCGCAGAUCCAUCAUCACCGAGACCCGUCUCGAUUGGCCUGCACUGGCAUCACUCUAUCAGUAUCCAGGACGCACACGUCACUAUUGCUAGGCUCUGCGUGCUCUAUCUGAACUUCUACAACUCGAAGGCUGGGAGAUUGACAGAUGUAGGUGGGGAAAACACUCAUUGUGGCGACAAAAACCCUUUCCUAGACUACUCGGCCAAAGCCUGGGCCACUCACUUCCAUAAGGCUGACUUCACUGACAAUGACGACAUUAUACCUUUAACUUUGAAGAUCUGUGAUACUGAUUCACAGAGCUACUCGGUAUGGUUUAAGAUCUAUUGGAAGAGCUUGGUUGUAAAGACUGGUAAGGGCCUUACGGAUCUGAUGGUAGCUUCAUACUUCGGCCAUUAUACCGUCGUUAAGCUGUUACUGAACAAGGGCGCGGAGAUAGAAGCCAAGGACAGCGAGUACGGCUUAACACCGCUACUAUGGGCCGUAAGGAACGGAUACAAGGCUGUUGUUGAGAUACUCCUCGAAAAGGGUGCUGAUAUCGAGGCAACAGAUACCAAGCGUGAUCAAACGCCACUAUCAUGGGCCACUGAGAAAGGGCACGACGCAAUCGCCAGGCUGCUGCUUGAUAAGGGUGCAGAAAUAGAAGCCAAAGACAGUCAAUAUGGUCAGACACCGUUACUACUGGCCGUCAGGGAAAAGCAUAAGGCUUUAGUUAAGGUACUGCUCGAAAGGGGCGCGGAUGUUGAGGCCAAGGAUAGAAAUGAUAGUUGGGGGCCACUGUUAUGGGCCGCCAGCAAUGGGUAUGAAGCUAUCGUUGAGUUACUUCUUGACCAGGGCGCCGAUACUGAGGUGAAAGACAACAUGUAUAGCCAGACGGCACUAUCGUGGGCGGCUGAAAGGGGGCACGAGGCCGUUGUCAAGCUGCUGCUCGUCAAAGGAGAUGCCAGCCCACAGGAUAAUGUUGGCCGAACACCAUUGUUUUUUGCGACUAUGAAUGGGCACGAAUCUAUCGCAAGGGCGUUACUUCACCAUGGGUCUGUUGAUCCUGACCAGGAAGACCGGUAUGGUUCGACACCUUUGUCAAUAGCUGUACGACAUUCUCGCACAGGGCUGGUCAAGAUGCUGCUCGCUACCGGCCAAGUCACCUUCCCGUCCGGGGAUCGUUUCGGACGGUGUUCGUGGUAUUGGGCUAGAAGGUGUGGAAAUGCCAGCAUCCAGCAAUUACUGCUUGACUACGCAAUUGGAAAAGACAUAACAGUUUGCGAGAGCGAUGGUGAUGUUGUCGUUGCAUCCUGUCAUGAGACAUCCAAGUUUUGUGAUGUAUGCACUUUGGGUAUUCAAGAGCCUGUGGCAUUCUACUGCUGCAAGUGUUCGGGGUCGCCUCUUUGUCCGGACCAUGGUAACGAUGAUAAAAUACAACGCCUUUGCCUGGGGAAGUUAAUUGAGGGCACAACUGAUCAUGGCACCCCGGAAGCACGCCUCGACGAGAUAUACCGAAAGGUGCUCGCCUUCCCUACAAGAGACUUGGCCGGCGAUGAGAGGGACCUCAAGUUCUUAGGGUACAGGUCUAUGCUGGGUUUGAUCGCUCUCGCUUUCGAACCACCGUCAGUGGUCACCAUCGAAAGGUUAUUGAAGCGGGAAGGGAUCCGGAAGACCCUCAUGAACUUUCGUUCUAUCCUAGAAGUCCCCCAAGAUGACCGAUCUCCGGGAACGGUCUGGGGCGACUUCGUAGUCAAUCCUGCGCAGGUCCACCAUGACUUGUUUCUCAACUGCCUUACCAUUAUGAACAAGUCUCUUCGCCAGGAUAUGUGCGGUCUCGCUCACCCAGGGACCUUUACUUCUAGCAUUCCGAAAAGCCGUGUUCAUGAAUGCAUACCACAACACAUCAGAUAUGCUUGUCUUCAUUGGUCAGACCAUCUCUCCAAGCUCAGUAGUCCCAAGCCGGCACCUGGACCUAUUGGGAUGAUAACGGGGAGUGGGUCAAUGGAGGAAGAUUCACCCACUUUAUCUUCAUUUCUACAGGACGCCUAUCGGUUCAUCCUCUACAAUAGUCAAACUAUUGGCGAAGCUCCUCUUCAAGCAUACUGUGCUGCUAUUACCUUCAGCCCUGUUAAGGGCAUCGUUCGCAGCACGUUCCUAGACUUCAUUCCACCCUGGACCAUAAGGUAUCCAGACUGGAGAGAUGAGUGGGGAGCCGAACUCAUGGCGUUGAAAGGGAAGUCCUAUGGCUUUGAUGUGUCCAGUGAUGGGAAGGUCCUAGUUUCAGCAGACUACGAAGGAGUAACGAAAGUGUGGGAUAUCACCACAGGACAUGAGAUGGCAAACUUCCGGCAUUCCUCUAGGCCUUAUGAAAUCGCCAUAUCACGAGACAACACAACGAUUGCAACUCAAGUUGAGGACAAUGAAAUUGCACUGCGGUCUCUUGUGGAUGAGGAUGAAGCCGUCAUGCCUCGCUCCUCCAAACCGUUUGCACACAUUAUUACCUCACCCACGGAUGAUAUUGUAGCAUCGAUAUCAGCAAACCACACGAUUAUGCUAUGGGACUUGAAAACCUUGAAGGUCGUCGAGCAGGUUACUUAUGACGACGAAGAGGGCUACCUCCGUCCACCACUUGUCUUUUCACCUUGUGGACAAGUGCUAAUAGCAGGGGAGACUGAAGUCACAGAGAUGGAAACUGAGAUGGGAAGUGGUGCCUAUUCAAUUACCUGGCAUCCCAAAAAGUUGUCGAUACUCGCCAUCGGAUUCUGUGGUUCUAUCCUACUUCACGAUGUAGCCAGUGCUUCACCGCAAAAGAUCAACCACUUCCACUUGCCCGAUUCAGUCACGCGUCCAAUACAUGACUUGAUCUUUGCAGGAAGUUCCUCAAUCUUGGUAUCUAAAGACACCGCAGGCUCUAUAAGCUUAUGGGAUACCGAGAUGACAAGUCCUCUGAUUACAGGAAAGAGAAGCAUACAGUCUCUCGAUUUCCUACACGGGAAUGGAAACAGGGUGCUGGUAGUCACAGAAGGCUAUGCUGAGAUAUUGGAUUCACGAAGAAGGUCCAGACAAACCUUUCUCACUGGCAACAGGACGGUUGCGUGUUCUCCAGCUCAAGACCUUUUUGCCUUCUGUUCAUGGAAUAAUGCAAUUCAGUUUUGGAAUAGAACCCUGACAUUAGUCAAAUGGAUCCCUGGAUCCACCGACGUCUUCUUUCCUCAAGGCGGUACUCACGUGGUCCUCUUGUCUCGCAACAAAGCCCUCGUUUUGGACUAUGCCAAGCUUGAUAUCAAGUGCCAGAUUGAGCUUUCUGGAGAGUGGGUGCCUGACGAUGGAGUUAUUCUUACCAGCCAAGCAAUGGGUCUUGUCACCAAGGGGGACGAAGAAGGAUCCAGAAAGAUUUGGCUGUUUCUGUUGGAAACUGGUACAGUCGUGCCUGGCUUUCCUCGUUCAGUCGGCCCCAAGGAAAAGAAGCCCUCAUUGUUCACAUCGCCCGAUGGCCAGUUCAUGAUAUACGAAGGCACUGAUAAAAACAAUAGCAAUUGA